AUGCUUCUAGACAUAGGUGCAAAGCUUAUUGUUGGUACGGCUGGGCCUCCAGAUUACCCUCAGGUAGAAUUAGUGCUGGCAGCUGAAAAUGGUCAUGACGAUGUCGUACAACUUCUUGAUAAUGGUGCUCAAGUUAAUGACGCAGGGGCUAAUCGGUCAACAUCUCUAAAUUUAGCGACUGCAGCAGCGUGCGGCGCUAUUGAUGUAUUGCAAAUGCUUCUUAACGAAGGUGUCGAGAUUGACGUUGAGAACGAUGAUGGUCGAACUCCGCUGUUCGUGGCUGUGGAAACUGGAAACGAAGCGACAGUGGAUUUUUCACUGGAAAGGGGUGCGAAUACAAAUAAAAAGGACAAAGAUGGACACAAGCCGCUAUAUUUUGCGGUGUGGAAAGAACAUGACCAUCGUGCAAAGUUACUACUCGACAGCAUGACUGCGCAGUAA
This is a messenger RNA of Truncatella angustata, 441 nucleotides long. Its product is annotated as ankyrin repeat-containing domain protein. Gene Ontology annotation, cellular component: cytoplasm. Gene Ontology annotation, molecular function: protein binding. The record is from RefSeq and is a predicted model, not a curated record. The transcript is spliced from 2 exons. The coding region runs from base 1 to 441 and encodes 146 amino acids. NCBI's taxonomy places the organism in Eukaryota, Fungi, Ascomycota, Sordariomycetes, Amphisphaeriales, Sporocadaceae.